AUGAAGUACAAAAAACCGUUACUGUGUCAGAGGCCUCGGAAACCUCAGAGCCGGCGGCUGGGGGACGGUGCUCGCCCCCUAUGUGUGCCAUCACUCGCAUACACCACCAAAGGUGCAGAAGUGCAAAAGCGGGCUUCUGCCGCCAGCCACCGUGUUGGAAAUACUACUGCUAACCACGAAAGUAGUACAAUAUCGAUCGACGCGAUAUCGUGCUACGAGCGUUUGUACGGCUUGUCCGUACGGAAAAUUGUAGACGUCGGAAAAGCCCUGGAGUAUUUGAUGUUCAUGAUUUUCAAACUUCAAAUGGGACAGGUAAUAUUAUCGUUGUUCGUUGUAUCUCAGAGACAGUAA
Cinara cedri is the source of this 351-nucleotide messenger RNA. Lineage: Eukaryota; Metazoa; Arthropoda; Insecta; Hemiptera; Aphididae. The record is from the annotation of a GenBank genome assembly.